This is a messenger RNA of Megalops cyprinoides (Indo-Pacific tarpon), 6390 nucleotides long. RefSeq names its product alsin Rho guanine nucleotide exchange factor ALS2 b (gene als2b). The record is from RefSeq and is a predicted model, not a curated record. Lineage: Eukaryota; Metazoa; Chordata; Actinopteri; Elopiformes; Megalopidae. Bases 343 to 5505 code for a protein of 1720 amino acids. Gene Ontology annotation, molecular function: guanyl-nucleotide exchange factor activity. The transcript has 35 exons.
GCAAACAAACAGAAGCGAAUGUGAAUUUGCCGUCGGUGUUUUCAGGUUUAUUUGCCUUGCCAGCUAUUGUCGGUCUGAGAUUCUGAAGGUUAUUAAUCCGAAAUCAACUUCAGUACACCGAGGAGUAGAUAUUCUGUAAAAGUGUAAACAGAAUAGAUAGAGUAAGUGACGGCUUGAUUUUCUGACCGACAGGAACAUGCUUCUGGAGCAACAAGCAAAUGCUUCUGCGAAAUACUGCUGCUGCUAGCUAGACAAGUUAGUCUAGCCAUCUAACCCUGAGUCUUUAGUGGUCACCGCGCGUGGCUCGCAGCGCAUCGGGGAUAACAUGGAGAAGCCCCACUGAUGCAGAGUCAGAAGAACGGUUUCCGGGAGGAGGAGGGUUCGGGGGAGCGAGGCCUGCUCCAUGCUUGGAAGGGCUACUCCUGCAGCGUCACCCCAGAACGAGUGCUCCUCUCCCGGCCGGUGCUGCAGGCCGCUCUGGGGACCCGGCAUGGAGUGCUACUGGCAGAAGGUGGGCAGGUGUAUAGCUUCGGCGAGUUGCCGUGGAAACCGGACCAGCCGUCGGAGCCUGUGGGGCCGAUCCUGGAGGCGGCCCUCAGCGGUCAGCGCGUGGUCUCUGUGGCGGCGGGCAGCUUCCACAGUGGAGCGGUGACCGAGGACGGGGGCGUGCACAUGUGGGGGGAGAACGCGUUGGGCCAGUGCGGGCUGUCCGGCCGCAACAUGGUGGCCGACCCCACGCCGGUGAGUGUGGUGGACCCCGAGACGAGCCCCCCGCAGGCGGUGCGGGUUCUGGAGCUGGCCUGCGGGGAGCAGCACACGCUGGCCCUCUCUGCCCGCCACGAGGUGUGGGCCUGGGGCAGCGGCUGCCAGCUGGGCCUCGUCACCAGCGUCUUCCCCGUCUCGCAGCCCCAGAAGGUGGAGCACCUGGCCGGCAGGUACGUGCUCCAGGUGGCCUGCGGGGCCUUCCACAGCCUGGCCCUGGUGCGCUGCCUGGCCCCCCAGGAGGCCCGGCGCCCCCCGCAGGACAAGUGCGGCCAGUGCAACCAGCUGCUCUACACCAUGACCGACAAGGAGGACCACGUGAUCAUCUCUGACAAUCACUACUGCCCACUGGGGGUGGAGCUGGCAGAGGCAGAGGGCAGGCAGGCAUCGAGGCAGGGCUCCCCGGCUCCCCGGCUCAGGAGCUCCCCCUCGGAGCCUGUCCUCCCCAGCAUGGCCAAACCCCCUGCCUUCGCUGCGUCCGAGGAGGACCCUCCCACCACAGCAAACGCAUCUGCCCAGUCCACCUCCGAGGACUUGGACGGCACGGAGAAACCUGAGCCGGACGGGGGCGACCCUAAAACUGACCCCGACUCUGCCCCUCUGGCAGACUCCUGUAAAACUCCCUUGAGCAUGGGGACCGGUCCCAAAAACUCGCCCUACCCCGACGAGCAGGCGGUGAAGGAUUACCUGAAGAGGCUGUCAGACCACUCUUUAGCCGAGCAGGUCGGCAAGUCCCCCGUCACGGUGCAGUGCACGCAGCCCCUGGAGGAGUCAGCCGACCCCGACACCCCGGACCCCGACCCCGCAAGCCUUCCUCCCACCACCGUGAGCUCCACCCUCAACAGCCUGGUGGUGUCGUGCGCCUCCGCGGUCGGGGAGCGCGUAGCCUCCACCUACGAGGCCCUCUCCCUCAAGAAGGUGAUGAGCUACUACUACCCCUCCGGGGCCGCGGGGAGCGUCCCGGGGCCCGGCGAGGGCGGCAAGGAGACGCGCGAGGAGCGCGUGCGGCUGGAGGAGUCCAUGCAGGGGAAGAAGAGCUCCAGCCUGGGGGACAUCCGGGAGGAGGAGGCCGAGGGGCUGAGCCGGAGGCUGUCCCUGCCAGGGCUGCUCUCUCAGGUGUCCCCUCGGCUGCUGCGGAAGGUCAGCCGGCCCCGGGUUCGAGCGGUGGCUCUCACACCCACGCCUGUCUUUGAGGCUGAGGACCACCUCCCUUCCUUGCACACGGAGGUGUGGAGCUGGGGGAGGGGCAAGGAGGGGCAGCUGGGACACGGAGACAUCCUGCCAAGGCUGCAGCCCCUGUGCAUUAAGAGUCUGAGCAGUAAGGAGGUGGUGCGGGUAGCUGCAGGGGCCCAUCACUCUCUGGCCCUGACAGCACAAUCUCAGGUGUUCUCCUGGGGCAGUAACAGCUCUGGCCAGCUUGGACAUAUGGACUCCCCCAGCACCGUGCCCAGACUGGCCAAGAUGUCUGAGGGGAUCCGUGUGUGGGACGUGGCGGCGGGACAGCAGCACACCCUGCUCCUGGCGGACGGGGACUGCUUUCAACCCAUCCUGUAUUACUGCGGCCGGCAGGUGAGGGAGGGGGCGCCCGGGAGCCCCCAGUCGGAAUCAGGGGGGUACACCCCACAGGCUGUCCUGCUGCCCUUCUGCAUGCACCUGGGCUACGUGAGCAGCGUGUACGCCGGCGGGCAGAGCUGCCUGGCGCUGGCCGACCGGAAUGUGAUGGGCUUCAUCGCCAGCCUGCAUGAGCUGGCCGCCGCCGAGCGGAAGUUCUACUGCAAGCUGAGCAACGUCAAGAGCCAGAUACUGCGCCCCCUGCUGGGCUUGGAGAACCUGGCCGUCACGCUUGGCCCUACCACCAACCAGUUGCUGCAGGCGCUGGCUGGACACUUCAGCCGGCUGUGCCACCUGACGGGCCAGCAUUCCGUCUCCCUCACCUCCUUCCUGCGCCGCGGCCGAGACGUCAAAGGCCUGGUGAUGCUCGAGCACGCCGCCAUCUUCCUGGACACGUACAAAGAGUACUGUAGCUCUGUGGGGAACUUCCUGGUGAUGGGUGGUUUCCAGGCCCUGGUGAAGCCAUCUCUGGAUUUCUUCGGCAAGAGCCCGGAGCUGCUGCAGCGGCUGGCGGAAACCAGCGAGGAGAACGUUCCCCUGAGUGACCUGCUGGUGGCGCUCUUCUACCUGCCCGUGCGGCACCUGCACGAGUACGGCAGGCUGCUGCUGAAGCUGGCCACCUGCUUCGAGGUGGUGCGUACAGACGGACAGACCCUCUCACACACCAGUACUCGUAGGCAGAAGGAACGACACCCACGGCAUACUCGACACACUUCGAGCACCCUGGACUACCAGAAGCUGCAGGACGGCUGCUCCAAGUACGAAGCCCUGGCCCUCCUCCUGAAGAGGAAGAGGAAGGAAGCGGAAUACACCUACCACUUCUGGAAGAGCUUUCCAGGAAAGAUGACUGAUUCCCUGCGGAAGCCGUCCCGUCGGCUGGUGUGCGAGAGCAGCAACAAGGCCCUGACGCUGCAGAACGCCGGCAGGUUCUCUGUCAACUGGUUCAUCCUCUUCAACGACGCGCUGGUCCACGCUCAGGGCGUGGUCCCCUAUAAGAACUUUUUCUCCACCCACCACGUCUUCCCGCUAGCCACACUGUGGGUGGAGCCCAUCUCCGAGGAAGACACCAGCCUGUACGGGCUGAAGGUGACCUCACCCGAGGAGAGUUUCACUCUUCUGGCGUCCUCCCCCAUGGAGAAGGCCAAGUGGCUACGCGCCAUCAACCAGGCGGUGGACCAGGCCCUGAGCGGGGGCGGGGCCGAGGCGCUGGUCCCGGGCUCGAGCGCGCCGCAGAGGCCCGAGCCACCCAUAUCCCGCACGGCCACCUACACCUUCUACAAGGACAGCCGUCUGAAGGAGGCCACCUACGAGGGCCGCUGGCUGGCCGGCAAGCCACACGGCAAGGGGGUGCUGAAGUGGCUGGAUGGGAGGACGUACACAGGGACCUUCAAGAAUGGGCUGGAGGACGGUUAUGGCGAGUACAUGGUUCCCAAUAAGACCCUGAACAAGAACCACCACUACCAGGGCCACUGGAGGGAGGGGAAAAUGCACGGCUUCGGGACCUAUAAGUACGCCACAGGGGAAGUGUACGAGGGCUCCUUCCAGGACAACAUGCGGCAGGGUCACGGCAUGCUGCGCAGCGGGAAGCUCACCUCUUCCUCUCCCAGCGUCUUCAUCGGCCAGUGGCUGCAGGACAAGAGGACGGGCUACGGGGUCAACGAUGACAUCACCAGAGGGGAGAAGUACAUGGGCAUGUGGCAGGAUGACCAGCGCCAGGGGAACGGUGUCAUCGUCACGCAGUUCGGCCUUUACUACGAGGGCGCUUUCAACAAUAACAAGAUGAUGGGCACCGGGAUCCUGCUGUCAGAGGAUGACACAGCGUUCGAGGGGGAAUUUUCGGAGGACUGGACCCUCAGCGGGAAGGGAACCUUGACCAUGCCCAAUGGGGAUUACUUUGAGGGGACCUUCAACGGAGUGUGGGGCACCGGGCUGAAGGUAUCGGGCUCCUACUACAAACCCAACCUGUACGAGUCCGACAAGGACAAGAACCGGGCUGUUAAGCUGGGGAGCCUGGCUGUGCGCCCGGAGGAGAAGUGGAGGGCGGUGUUUGAGGAGUGCUGGAGCCGGCUGGGCUGUGAGACUCCAGGCCAGGGGGAGAACUGGAAAGCCUGGGAGAACAUCGCCGUAACCCUGACAGCCAACCGCAGACAGCACAGAGACAGCCCGGAGCUUAUGAGCCGCUCCCACAAUAAAACCCUGGAGAGUCUGGAGUUCAUCCCACAGCACGUGGGGCCCGUCACCAUGGAGAAGUACGAGAGCAUCCGGCGCUACCUCAUCAAGGCGUGUGACACCCCUCUGCACCCCCUGGGGCGGCUGGUGGAGACCCUGGUGGCCGUGUAUAGGAUGACCUACGUGGGCGUGGGGGCCAACCGCCGACUCCUGCAGCAGGCCGUCAACGAGAUCAAGUCCUACCUGAGCCGCAUCUUCCAGCUGGUCAGGUUCCUGUUUCCCGACCUGCCUGAGGAGGGGGGCGUGAUCCCCGAAACCACCACGGACUCCCCGGACAGGAGGGGCAGCAGCCCGUCGGACGCGGUCGCCCAGCCAGAGCCGGCCCAGCCAGGGCGGGUGGUGAGCAGCUCCGCCCUGCUGCUGCCCGUGCUCCUGCCGCGCCUGUACCCCCCGCUCUUCACCCUGUACGCGCUGGAGAAAGAGCGCGAGGAGGACGUGUACUGGGAGUGUGUGCUGCGGCUCAACAAGCAGCCGGACCUGGCCCUGCUCGCCUUCCUGGGGGUGCAACAGAAGUUCUGGCCCGUCUCCAUAUCAGUGCUGGGUGAGAAGAAGCAGGUUCUGUCCUGCACCAAGGAUGCCUGCUUUGCUUCUGCCAUCGAGACCCUACAGCAGAUCAGCACGACCUUCACGCCGUCAGACAAGCUCCAGGUGAUCCAGCUGACCUUUGAGGAGAUCACACAGGAAGUGCUGGCUCUGCUGAAGGAGGACUUCCUGUGGUCUAUGGACGACCUGUUUCCGGUGUUCCUGUACGUGGUUCUGCGUGCUCGAAUCAGGAACCUGGGCUCUGAGGUGAACCUCAUCGAGGACCUCAUGGACCCCUGUGUGCAGCAUGGAGAGCAAGGCAUCAUGUUCACCACGCUCAAGGCGUGCUACUAUCAGAUCCAACACGAGAAGGUCACAUAAGGAGACCAGGGUGUGGGCGGUGCACCCCACAUCCUCUUACAGAGCAUCGAUGGACAGAGCGACAGACAGACAGACAGACAGACAGAUGGAUGGAGGGGUAAUCACAGGCCUGAGCGAAUGAGAGAGACAGACAGAUGCUUGCACAGCAGAGGUGAUCCACGUGAAUGACAGGAACACAGCAGGUGGUUAUGAGCACACUGGUUAAGACUCCUGACUGAAGGAAGAGCACCUUCUUUUGUUUGACCCCCUCCGCACACUCCCUGCACCCACACCCUGUUCUCUGGCCCCUGCUGAGAGCAGGAUCACAGCACUACUGAUCCACCGGCUGCUGUUCUUCCCAACGUGGCAGCAGAAGCACAUUUACAUUUAAGCGCACUUCACGACCACGCGGUUCCUACAGCUGGACCUUCUCUGUCUGCCCCUUCACACAAAGACUGCAUGAAGCAGCGGGUCGCAGCUUCAAAUCGAGGAUCUCCUCUGGGACGUCCUGCCCGCCUUUCCUCAAAGGGUUCAUUUCAGCUGAGACGUUGUUGAUGUCGUGUCUGCCCUCCACAACGCCGCAGCAACACUUCAUGCCCUGAAUGAAGGAAGUGACCUCAGCCUCUCUGAGCGUUCUGGAACAGGGUGCGAUGACGUCAUAACGGCCCGUCUGUCUGAGCGUUCCUCCCCUGCUGCUGUGGAGGAGUUUGUCAGGCCCGCGGAAGGUACCGGACAAGCACGGCUCACAGGCGGUUUGUACUGUUGUUGACCACAAACUGUGAUUGUCGCUGUUUCCACUGCUGAGAAAAAAACAUUGUUUAGCACUUACACUGACAUUACAUUUCACCCACAUUAGUAUUAUACUCACAGGUUUAUUUACCUGCACACUGCUAAGCAGGCAAUGAA